Trichoderma citrinoviride is the source of this 6516-nucleotide messenger RNA. RefSeq lists its product as hypothetical. The coding region runs from base 1 to 6516 and encodes 2171 amino acids. Gene Ontology annotation, cellular component: ubiquitin ligase complex; cytoplasm. Gene Ontology annotation, molecular function: zinc ion binding; ubiquitin protein ligase activity. The record is from RefSeq and is a predicted model, not a curated record. Gene Ontology annotation, biological process: protein ubiquitination; ubiquitin-dependent protein catabolic process via the N-end rule pathway. The transcript is spliced from 2 exons. NCBI's taxonomy places the organism in Eukaryota, Fungi, Ascomycota, Sordariomycetes, Hypocreales, Hypocreaceae.
AUGAACAUGGAGAACUCUUUGUCUACUCAAGAGCAGCAGCUCUGUCAGCUACUGGCAGAUCUACCCGCGCGAUUCGGCCAUCGGUACACCGAGGAAGCUGCCCGAGAGCUCCUAACCAGCCUUUUCUGGUCCUUGGCCGGUGGCAAUCAUGAAUACAUGCGACUUCUCUUCCCCGAGGGCAGGCCGACCGACAGCCUGAAGCUGAGCGAUGCCCAAGGCGCUGUAGAGGGUGCCGAAUACACAGAGGCAGCUCGGGGGAAGCGGUGCGGCCACAUCUUCAAGCCAGGCGAGGCAUCCUACAUGUGCAGGACCUGCGGGACGGACGAGACGUGCUGCCUCUGUAGCCGAUGCUUCGAUGCCACGGAUCAUACAGGGCACAUGGUCAGAAUCCAGCUCUCGGUGGGAAACAGCGGCUGCUGCGACUGCGGAGAUGACGAAGCCUGGAAGAAGCCGCUGUAUUGCACCAUCCACUCCGACGUGGCCUCUGAUUCUCACGCGGGCAGGGCCAAAGUGCCCGAGUCGCUUCCCGAAGACCUCGUGAACAGCAUACAGAUGACGAUCAGCAGGGCGUUCGACUACAUGUGCGACGUUAUAUCUUGUUCGCCCGAGCAGCUACGCCAGGAAAAAACAAAAGAAUCGAUCCUCAAAGAUGAAGAAGUAUCUCGCCUCAAGUCAGAAUACUACGGCUCCAAUAGUCAGGCUUGCUCAGAGUUUGCACUGGUGUUAUGGAAUGACGAGAAGCAUACUGUUGAUGAGGUUCGAGACCAGGUCGCCAGAGCUUGCAGAAAAUCCAGGCGGCAGGCCAACAAGGAUGCCUGGGAAACCGACGCAGUUGGACGAAGCCUCUUGAUGUUUCUGGACGACAUUGACAAAUUGUUGCAAAUGGCAAAGAUAUUGGAGGCAAUCAGGGUCACUGUCACCAUUCGAUCGGCGAGAGACACGUUUCGAGAACAGAUGUGCGGCACUUUGAUUGAGUGGCUGAGCGAUAUCUCUGGCUGCUCGGUUGGCCAUGACAAUCACGUCCUUCGACGGACCAUCUGCCAAGAACUCAUGAAGCCAUGGAGGAAAGGGAGCGCUGCGACUCAUACCAUGGGCCUUAUUGACGACGAGGAGGCGGACGACCAACGCCUUGAAACAAGAGCCAGGAUGCAUCAGGUUAACGCCCGGUUUAUUCGCGCUCUACAAGUUGCAGCUGGGGCUCCCGGCUUGACCUUUGAGAUUGUUGAUGAAGGCGAUGCCGAUGACGAUGACGACGACGGCGAUGAUGACGAUGCCGACAUGGACGAAAACGACCUCGAUGAGGAGGAUUUUGACGACGACGACGAUGACAAUGGCUCCGGCUCGGAUGAUGAUGGCGACGACGACGUCAUAAUGGUCGACGCACAGGGUGAAAUCUCCGAAGUGGGCAUGACAGAACGGCCAAACGAUGCCUUGGAAGACGAGGAAGCGACUUUGGCUGGAUAUCCGCCUCCACCUCCGCCUCCGCCUGUUCGUGCUCAAGCACCUGCUCCCGAGCAGGAGCAGGAGCAGGGGGAGCCCUCGCAGGUUGCUCGGCGCCGUGAAGGUACACCGUCCGAUUCAGACAUGCAAGAGCCUCUCAUUUCUCAAAACAUAUACACAAAGGCGAAUAUCAAGAUACCCAAGACACCUGGCAAGACGGAGAAGGUGAUGCCCAACCCGGGCCUCUACUGGCUUGAGACUCCGGCUGCCUACACGCAGACGGGAAAUGUUCCGCCGGCAGAAGACGUUUUCCAGCGUGUUCGCCUAGACUGGCUGUUGCUUUUCGAUUUGCGAAUGUGGAAAAGGGCGAGGAACGAUCUCCGCGCCCUCUACAUAUCUACGGUGGUCCAGAUCCCCGAGUUCAAGCGAGUCGUGGCCCUUCGGUUCGCCAGUCUCUACACCAUCUUGGCCCAGCUCUAUCUCAUCGGCGACAGAGAGCCAGAUCAUUCCAUUAUCAAUCUCUCUCUCCAGAUGCUCACGACGCCAUCCAUCACUGCCGAGGUGAUUGAGCGAGGGAACUUCCUGACCAACUUACUGGCGAUUCUGUUUACGUUCCUGACAACCAGACAAGUUGGCCACCCAUGGGAUAUCUCCCCGGUAGCGGUUCUCGCUUUUGACAGUGGGUCGGUUACGAACCGGCGCAUGUAUCACUUCUACCAAGACUUGAAAUACCUCCUCAGUUCUCAGCAUGUUCAAGAACGAAUCAGGCGUGAGCCGAGGUAUCUGAUGCAGUUUCUGGACUUGGUGAAACUUCAUCAAGGCAUUGGGCCCAAUGUUCGCGCAGUGGUCGAACACGUCGAAUAUGAAGCCGACUCCUGGAUCACGGCUUCCCUGGUCACCAGACAGAUCAACCUGCAAGCAAGGAACCUGGCUGAAGCGUUCCGCAAUUGCCCUCCCGAAGAGAUGCGCCACCUUAUGCGUGCCAUCCGAAUCGCCGCUAAAGCUGCCAUUUUCAACUCGGUUGGUGCGGACCGACUCCGAUUCAAACAAGCAGAGAUCAAGGACGAAGUGAAGUUCAAGACGAUAAGCGACUUGGAGUUUGACGGUGGGGACAAAUCGUACCAAGUUGUCAAGUUCGUCGUCGAAAAGGAUGCCAUCAGCUUCCACCAUGGGCUGCACUAUACCCUGUCCUGGCUGAUCGAGUGCGGAAGGUCUAUUCCCGCGUCUAGGAUGCGCGCCCUCUUGAGUUUCACCAGGCAUGAGCUCAAGUCGAAGCCAAGGCUCAUGACGAUAGGGCCUUCACAGGUUCCCAAGAUGGACUAUAGCCCCGAGGAUUACAUGAUGGCCCUCUUCGACUACCCGCUCCGAGUUUGCGCUUGGCUAGCUCAGAUCAAGGCCAACAUGUGGGUUCGAAACGGCAUCAGUCUUCGCCAUCAAGCGAGUACCUAUCGUGGCGUUGGGCAGAGAGACGUCUCCCAUCAUCGAGACAUAUUCCUUUUGCAAACGGCAAUGGUGGUCUGUGACCCCUCUCGAGUCCUGGCCUCCAUUAUCGACCGAUUCGGGAUGGAGAACUGGGUAAAGGGCAUUUUUGAGGUUCUGUCAGAAGCUCAGGACGAUAUCCAGCACCUCGACGUUGUCGAGGACAUGAUCCACCUCCUCAUUGUUCUCCUGAGCGACCGCACAUGCCUGAUCGCCCCAGAAGACGAACCAAACUCUCGUCUAUUGGCUAUGCGCCGAGAUAUUAUACAUGUCUUGUGCCUCAAGCCGAUGUCGUUCAACGAGAUCUCUCUGAAGCUUCCUGAAAAGUACCAGGAAUCAGAGGAGUUCCACCAGGUGCUGGACGAGAUGGCCACAUUCAAACCACCAGAGGGCGUGUCUGACGUCGGUACCUUCGAACUCCGCCAGGAAUUCAUCGAAGAGAUCGACCCCUACAUUGCCCACUAUAACAAGAACCAACGCGAGGAGUCCGAGCUGGCCUAUCGUAAAAAGAUGGCCAAGAAGACGGGCAAGUCUGUGGAAGAAAUCGUCUUUGAGCCUAAGCUACGACCGAUUCCGUCCGGGCUAUUCCAGCAUCUCGCAGAUUUCACCAGCACGGGCGUCUUUGCGCAGGUCAUCUACUACUCGUUGCUAUAUGCACUCAGCGCGCAAAAGUUUACACCGCUUGUGCCCAUCACCCGUGUUGAGACCUUUCUACAAGUCGUUCUCCACCUCGUUCUCCUUGCCACCUUGGAAGAUAACACCACCGAGAAUGACGUCCCGGCAAAGGCUCCCAAGUCUUUUGUCCACACGGCACUCACACGAGUGGCUCGGAGCAAUUUCAUGCCGGACGCGAGUAACGCGAGGACCAUCGUUUCGCUCUUGAAUAUGCUGUCCACCCGCGAGGAAUUCAAAGCAGUGCAUCCCAAGAUAGCCCUCAUCCUCAAGCGUCUUAAGCAGAAACGGCCCGGGGCGUUCAACGCGGAAUUCUCAAAGCUCGGCUUGCCUGUAGAUCGCAUCAACACUGCGUCGCCAGCAAAUGUAUCAGUCGACGAGGAACGCGAAAGAAGGAAGCAAGCGGCAAUGAGUCGCCAGGCUAAGGUCAUGGCGCAGUUCCAGCAGCAGCAAAAGAGCUUCCUAGAGAACCAGGGCGCCAUUGACUGGGGCUCGGACCUGGAUGAGGAUGAGGAGUCCAUGGAGCAAGCCGAGGAUCGCAAGCACAACUGGAAGUAUCCGACGGGAACAUGUAUCCUGUGCCAGGAGGAAGCUGAUGAUCGGCGUCUGUACGGUACAUUUGCUCUCUUGAACGAGAGCCUCAUCCUUCGUCAAACAGACUUCCAGGAUCCCGACCUUGUUCGGGAAGCUUCGCAAACCCCAUGCAAUCUCGACAGAUCGGCAGACGACAUUCGCCCUUUUGGUCUCGCCCAAGAGAAUAGAAAGAUGGUUGAAAAACUGAAUGCCAAGGGAGAGGUAUUCCUUGCCGAAAGGCAGACCAUUGGCAAGGGAUUCAAGGCGUCGCUCUCACGAGCGGGACCCGUGGCGAGCAGUUGUGGGCAUAUGAUGCACUACCGCUGCUUUGAGCAGUACUACGAGGCCACCAAUCGUCGCCAUACCCACCAAAUCGCGCGGCAUCAUCCGGAGGAGAUUCUUCGGAACGAGUUCGUAUGCCCUCUUUGCAAGGCCCUGGGCAAUACCUUUAUUCCCAUCGUGUGGAAGGGGCUGGAGGAGUCCUAUCCAGGGAAUCUACAGGUAGAGGAAAGCUUUGAGGAUUUCCUAGACAAGCAGAUGUCAUCCUACCCAUUCGGCGGUAGCAAGGCUCGUGAGGUGGAUGAUUCGAGGCUGCCCGAUAUCUACACGCCGAGCCUCCCUGGCAGCCUACUGCAAACAAUGACGCCGUCGAAGCCUCGCCCCCCGGAGUCGAUCUGGGGCAAGGAGGAUAUGGAGCCGCGAUCAUCAUCAGCGCCGCUAGGACCCUCGGGCAGCUCUUCGAACUCUGCCGCAGCUGAGACUUCGGAAGCAGGGGCCAACCAGGCAUCUGGCGCCGGCAGUGGUCAGCCCUUGAAAGAACUUCUAGCCGCCUACCAUCGACUGAGAGAUACGCUGGUCCUCAACAAGCUUGACACGCGGUAUCCCGUGAACAAGCUUCGAGCAGGCGAUGAACUCCAUGGGAGCGAUACGCUGGUCCAGGUGGUUGGAUACACGAUCUCUGCGGUGGAGAUACAGCAGCGUGGAAUCGAAGCUCAGCCGGGAAUGACGUUGAUUGAGAAGAUCCCGGAGCAAGUCAUAGCUCAUCUGCGAAUCAUGGCGGAGACCACGUCGGCAUAUAUCAAGAUAGGGGGUCUACGCCCGCACCCUGGAAGUCUGAUAGAGAGCGAAUUCAUCGCGGACGCGGAACAGCAGCACGGUCAACUGUUCAUGGCGCAGCAUUUCGGAGCAGAGGUUGGCGAUGCGCGCCGGCGGCUAUACAGCUACCCGCCUCUGCUGUCGCUGGAUCCCUUUCUCUUCUUGGUCGAAUGCAGCUAUGCUCUGGUGCCGGCUCGAAACGUCGACAUCAUGCACGUUGUCCGGCUAUGCUACCUGGCGGAAAUUGUCAAGGUCGUGUUCCACAUGGGCCGCAACAUGCCCGUGGGCUUGUGGCUCGGCACGCUGGCAAACCGCCAAACCCAGGACCCAGCCAUGAACAACUUUGCCGACUUCGCCCUGGCUCUCAGCAAGCUCAGCCUGGAAUUCCAAGCAAUGCUGAGCAGCGCCAACCCCCCGGACAUGGGACAGAACCGAGGCUUCCAGCAGCCGGGAGUAGACACUUUGGAAGGAUGGUACUCGUUCGUGAAGAAGUACGCGACGACGUUCCUGCGAAAGUGCACCGUUUUCCUCCACGUCAAGUACGGCGUAGAUUUCAACAGCCAUGUCUCGGCCGACAGCAGCGCCGAUGAGCUGGACCGCCUCACCGAGGCUCUGCGGCUUCCGUCGUUUGAUGAAAUGUGCGCUGUCAUGACGGCUGACUCGAUGGCUGCCGGAUGGCCGAAUGCGACACCGAGCCUGGUGACGGGCUGGGUUAAGCAUCAGGUGCUCUGGACCAAAGGCUCGCCCACCCUGGUGCCGUCGGCCAUGGUCAGCCAUCCGGGCAUCUUUGAGCUCAUUGGCCUUCCGCGAACAUUCGAUACCUUGAUCGAAGAAUCAACGAGGAGGAAGUGUCCUACCACGGGCAAAGACCUCACAGAUCCCAUCAUCUGCCUCUUUUGCGGAGAAAUGCUCUGCAGCCAGAGCACAUGCUGUCAGAGAAUGGACACUGACGGCACCAAAAUCGGCGGUGCCCAGCAACACAUGCGAAGGUGCCAGAGGAUCAUUGGAGUGUUUUUAAAUAUACGCAAGUGCUCUACCGUCUACCUAUACCACAGGUCCGGGUCCUUCACGCCGGCGCCAUACAUUGACAAGUACGGCGAGACGGACCAGCAGCUGCGUCACGGACGACAACUGUUCUUGAACCAAAAGCGAUACGACUCCAUGAUCAGAAACACUGUGCUCAAACAUGGAGUUCCGAGCCUCAUCAGCCGAAAGCUGGAGGCCGAAAUCAACAAUGGGGGCUGGGACACUCUGUGA